AUGUCGCGCUCAUCUAUCGAUUCAUCCACUUCAAUCUCCACUACCGACACCUCGGUCAUUUCUCUCGAGAGCCUAAGAUGUCGUUCCAUGCGGGUGUUCCUUGUACAGACUGCCCGUGGCCUGUUCUCCUCGUCAGGAGGCUACAAGGCUAAUCUCUGCUUGCUGCGUUAUCUUGCCUCACGCGGCCACUCUGUUCGACAACUCUGCUACACGCACAAAAGUGAAAUUGAAGGUUAUAUCCAGGAGAUGGUCCAUGGUGGCCAGCAUGAUCUGCGCCUUAAAAGAAAGAAGCUUCACCUGAGAGAUCAGGAUGAUGUCCCUGGCAUCGUUGUCGAAGUCGUGGAGCUGACGAUGGAAGAUGGGGUGGAGAUAGUAGCACUCGAGAUGGACCCGUUCGACGCUGCAUUUGGAGUUGUCGGGAUCCACAGAGCAAUGGCCAUAGAAACGGCGGAGUACAUUGAGAAUGAGAUGAUCAAAUAUUCGCCCACACAUGUCAUCUCGAACGAUGGCUUAUCUAUGCAGGCCAGCAGAACUCUGGAGCUUCCGGACCUGGAUCNNAUACGCCCAUCGUGCACAAACAUGGACGAGGCCUGGGAGGUAAUCAAGGUCCUCCUUGUGCCCUCUGUAUGGUACGAAGCAUGGGGCAUAGUGGUCAUCGAGGCUCACCUUCGCGGCAUUCCUGUCAUCUGCUCGGAUGCUGGCGCAUUACCGGAGGCAUCGCGGGGUCUUGAUCACGUCAUUCCAGUGAAUGCUAUCAAAGGUGAACGUGAUGUCAAUGGCGUCUAUCUUGUGCCUGAGCAAGACAUCAAGCCGUGGGCAAGAAUUCUGAACAAGCUUAUGAGCGACAGGGCGGCGUAUGAGAAGCUAUCGUCAGAGGUGCAUACCAAGACAAAGAGAUGGCUGAGGGAAUUGGACAUGACUGCCCUGGAGAGUUGGCUACUCGGCUUGAACAAGGAUUUGGAGAAAUGCAGCGAAAGCUAG
Molecule: messenger RNA, 981 nt
Organism: Aureobasidium uvarum
Lineage: Eukaryota; Fungi; Ascomycota; Dothideomycetes; Dothideales; Saccotheciaceae
Source: the annotation of a GenBank genome assembly